CACUUCACCACCUGAGGACUGAGCGACACAUACCGGACAUACCGGAGCGACUAAUACCGGACCGAAGACCCAUCAUCGAUUAUUUCAGACCCGACAGAACCAUGCCGUCUAUGCGACACUCCUACACGGUGACGGUCCCGGUACCGGGACAUCCCGCCGCUCUUCCGCUGGACGAGCCGGAGCUGCGGCGGAAGCAGCUGUCCCGGUCCAUGCUGGUGUCAACGUUCAUGGGUCUGAUCAUCAACCCGGCCAAGAGCAAAAGUCCUCAGGGCCUGGUGGGUUUACGGAACCUGGGCAACACGUGUUUCAUGAACUCCAUCCUGCAGUGUCUGAGCAACACCUCAGAGUUGAGAGAUUACUGCCUGAGGAACAUCCACCACAUAGAGCUGAACAAGAGGACCAACUUGGCUCUCAUGGAAGAGUUUGCAAAGCUCACUCAGUGUCUGUGGAUGUCUGCAAACAACGAGGCCGUCAGUCCUUCUGAAUUCAGAAAGCAGAUCCAGAGAUUUGCCCCAAAAUUUGUUGGCUGCAAUCAGCAGGAUGCCCAGGAAUUCCUACGAUUCCUAUUGGACGGCCUCCACAACGAGGUGAACAGGGCAACGAUCUGGCGAAAGGUGUCCGUCGAGGACAUUGAUCACCUCGCAGAUGAUGAGAAAGCCAGGCGGAUGUGGAACAUGUACUUGGAGAGAGAGGACAGUAAGGUUGUGGACCUGUUUGUGGGGCAGCUGAAAAGCUCUCUGACCUGCACAGUUUGUGGCUUCCGCUCCACCGUGUUUGAGCCAUUUUGGGAUCUCUCCAUACCUAUUCCACAGAAGAACGCUGGUGGAGUGACUCUGAAAGACUGCUUGAAGCUCUUCACAAGAGAAGAUGUGCUUGAAGGAGAAGAAAGACCGACAUGCAACAAAUGCAAAGCCAGAAGAAAAUGCACAAAGAGGUUCAUCAUCCAGAGGUUCCCUCAGGUUCUUGUUCUUCACCUGAAGCGUUUCUCAGACACGAAAAUCCGUGCGAGCAAACUUUCCACCUAUGUCGACUUUCCUCUCAAAGAUCUGGACCUGCGAGAGUUUUCUGCGGUGAGCGGCGAGCGUCCCGUGUACAACCUGUACGCCGUGUCCAACCACACUGGAAACACCCUGGGAGGCCAUUACACAGCGUACUGUAGGAACCCGGUGCUGGGGGAGUGGUACACCUACAAUGACUCCAGGGUGAGUCCCAUGUCCUCCAGCCAGGUGCGCAGCAGCAAUGCCUACGUCCUCUUCUACGAGCUGGCCAACUCCUCACAUAGCAAGUACCAGACGUGUCGGCUGUAGACGCCAAAAUGGAGAAAUGAGCUGGACUCAACUGAGCCUAAACACAUGGAUGCUGCCUACAGAGAGAGAGAGAGAGAGCUCCCUCUAGUGGAGGAGAAUCUGCCAUUACAAACUGUGAAGAUGGAACCCAGAGCCCCACCGAUAUCUUGGAUGGAGCUCCAAGAACAGCAGGAAAAAACAAAUCCAGCUUCUGGAAAAGCUUCUUAAAAGGGUCAAAACUGUAGAAAAAGUUGUUUUACAGCCAUUUUUGUACCCCCUCCUGUCACUUCCUCUUUCAAUAUUUAUAAAUUAUUUUAAAGGACAUCAUUAACAAGACAUAAUUUAUUCUAUUUAAUUUAUUUUAUUAGAAGUUCUUGUUUGUAUCACUUAAAACUGACUCGAGUGAUGAUGGGGUGUUUUUAAAUGGAAACAAUAAUAUUUUUGUACAGUAUUUAUGGAAAGCAGAGUUAAUUUAAUGCAGCUGUAGAAGAAGCAUCAUCCUUCCUGCAGCUAUGAUGUUGCUGACUUUACAUACAGUCUGUAAAUUAAUAAAACUCUGUACUAAGUGA
Girardinichthys multiradiatus is the source of this 1855-nucleotide messenger RNA. RefSeq names its product ubiquitin carboxyl-terminal hydrolase 2-like. Gene Ontology annotation, cellular component: cytoplasm. The transcript is spliced from 12 exons. Gene Ontology annotation, molecular function: cysteine-type deubiquitinase activity. NCBI's taxonomy places the organism in Eukaryota, Metazoa, Chordata, Actinopteri, Cyprinodontiformes, Goodeidae. The coding region runs from base 102 to 1307 and encodes 401 amino acids. The record is from RefSeq and is a predicted model, not a curated record. Gene Ontology annotation, biological process: protein deubiquitination.